Messenger RNA from Schistosoma guineensis, 2595 nucleotides. The record is from the annotation of a GenBank genome assembly. Lineage: Eukaryota; Metazoa; Platyhelminthes; Trematoda; Strigeidida; Schistosomatidae.
AUGGGGUCGUCACCAGAGAUGGAGAGGUUUGGUUUGUCUGAUGUGGAAUAUUCGUUCAUGAUGGAUCCUUUAAAACGACGCCACAACCAAUCAAAGAAGCAAACAAUAUACGGGAUUUUCGCCUCAGAUGAUUCUGAUUCAGAGCCUGAAAGAAGUGGCUUCGGUGGACGUGAAGCUGGUUUCAAGCGUAAGGGUGCCAAUUAUUCAGCACCGAUCACCUUUGUCAGUGGUGGAGUGAAGGCAGGUGCCGGUGCUUCGUCUGGUCCGAAAGAAAAUAACGAAGAAGUCGACCAGAUUUCGGAUGAUGAAGACGACAAAUCUGUCCUAAGGAGUUUGCGUCCUUAUCAUGAUUCAGACUCUGACUCACCAAAUUCAGAUAUUUAUCGUAAACCUGACAAGCCUGUGGGCAUAUCCGUUGGGGCCAGUCGACGUGUAGCAGCCGCCGCUGCAGCGGCGAAGUCUGCGACCUCUGGUUUCGGGGCUUGGGAAAGGCACACAAAGGGUAUUGGAAUGAAACUUUUAGAGCAGAUGGGUUACGAACCGGGCAAGGGUCUUGGUUCUGACGGUCGGGGUAUUGUUACUCCAGUUCAAGCUGUCCAACGAGUGGGGAAAGUAUCAGUAGGGUACUAUGGAUCUGAAAAAGCCCCCGCCCCUCGUCGAGGAAAUGAGACUGUCGUUGAAGGUUCAGACUCUGUCGGGCCACGUUACAAGAAGAGGCCUGGGUUACAACGGAGUCAAGCAUCAAAGCCUAUACAGGAGUAUAAAACUACUGAGGAAUUAGUCGCCGAUCUUUGUCCUGCAACCCCUGCUACAGCUGUUAGGCGACAUGGGAUUUUCUUGGAGAACAGUGAAUUGUCCAAAGUAAAGGUUAUCGAUAUGACAAGUAAAGAGCAAAAGGUGUACUCUGGUUAUGAAGCUGCUUUAUCUCGUGUUGUGCAAAGGCGCCGAAAACCGGGAGAUAAUUCUACACUCUCAGAUGAAGAAAAUCCAGAUGUUGAUGGUAAACGAAUCGAAAAAAGGUUGGAAGGGAAUUUCUUUGAUUGUCCCGCUCUGCAACACAAUUUCGCCCUGAUAAUGCGGUCCGCUGAAGAUGAAAUUAGGAGGUUUGAUCGGGCUGCUAGAUUCGAGGAAGAUCGCGCAGUUGGUUUAGAACAUGAAAUCGAAAAAUUAACUGAGAUAGUUGACGGAGAAGAAUCUGAAGUGAAUUACCUCAAGAAAGCUUUAUUUCUAAUAAAGAAGUUUGAAGAUGAAGUUACGUUUCAUUCAGGCUGUGAUACGAACUUAACAUCUGAAGCUAUUUCAUCUUGGGUAUCACUUAUACGUGAGGAAUGUGCUAACCUAGUAGAAAUGCCUGUUCUCAUGGCAUCGAUCGCUCGCCCAAUGUUGGAUAAUUCACUUGCUAGAUGGGAUCCUCUAAAGGAACCUACAUUUUGUCUCGAUUUGUUGGGACACUGGAGGGAUUUCUUUCAAAAUUCUUGCGCAUUUGAUGUUAUACUUGAAACAAGCUGGUUGAGCGCCAUACGCCGCACUAUCGUUAACGAAUGGAAUCCUCGAGACUGCGAACCUCUCUUGGAGGUUCUCGAAGCCUGGCAACCUUUGUUACCGGAUGAUAUGUUGCAGCGCAAAAUACUCGACCAACUGAUUCUUCCAAAAUUGCAGGAUGCUGUUUCCUCAUGGAAUCCGUUAACUGAUACAGUACCUGUUCAUACUUGGUUGCAUCCCUGGCUACCUUGGUUUGGAGGAGUUGAACGUCUCGCGUGUUUGCAUGAUAUGGUUCUCCAGAAGUUAGGAAGUUGCCUUACCAACUGGCAUCCUAGUGAUGCAUCUGCCCGCUCAGUCCUAAUGCCUUGGCGAACCAUAUUCCCGGUCACGUCCAUGGCAGCUUUCUUAAGUCGCCAUGUGGUGCCGAAACUUGCUUUAGCGUUGCAACAGUUUCAACUUAAUCCCGCUAAGCAAAACAUGGAUCCGUGGAAUUGGGUGAUGCGUUGGGCAGACUUGAUUGGUCCGGCUGUACUUGUAAACCUACUUGAACAUCAUUUCUGGUCACGUUGGCUGUCAGUCCUUUCAAGUUGGCUGAAUCAGGGGGUAGAAGCUAGGCAACGUGGAGACCACACUGCUGCCGGUCAAGUUUAUCAAGAAGUUGGCCGUUGGUAUGCUGGUUGGAAAGGUCAGUUACCUCCUGAGUGUAUGGAAUAUGCAAGUGUCAAAGAUGCUUUGACAAAAGCUUUGGCAAUGAUGGAACGUUCAAUGAGAGGGUUACCGCCUCAAGAACCUCAGGUCUCAAAGCAAGGUCAGUCAGAUGUGUCAAGGUAUCCUACUGGCUCAUCAGGCGUACUUCCGCCAGCUUUUGGAUCAUCAACACCUUUGGUUGCUCCUCCUCCGACAACACUACGUAAACAAGUUGAACAAGUAGCAGCGCAGCGCGGCUUCUUAUUCCAUCCUAUUUCAAACAGGAUGUUCGAAGGUCAACAAGUAUACAGACUGGAAUCAUUACAAGUGUUUUUCGACCGCAACGUCAGUUAUGUGUACAAUCCCAGUGAUGGUGGCUGGCUUCCUGUUACAUUUGCUGAGUUGAUGACCCGUGCUCAGUACUGA